AUGCUGAGUAGUUUUGCUGCCUCCCUAACCCAGUCGGUCAGACCAGUGACUAUUAAGGUUUACCUCAGUGCUAUCAAGAACCUGCACCUGGAGCUCGGUUAUGUCGACCCGACCGAGGGUGCGCACUUCCUCAAGCGAGUGGUACGCGGUAUUUGCCGUUGCCAUGGAGUAGCCGCUGUCCGCCCCAGGCUGCCAAUCACGUUUCCUAUUCUCUGCAGUCUGGUUGACACCUGCCUAGCUGCUCCAACCAUGUGCCCUCACGACAAGCGCUGCCUGCAUGCCGCUAUGCUUGCCGUGUUCUUUGGUUUCUUCAGAUGCGGUGAACUGCUAGAAGCACCUACCACGCGCGGCUGUUUGACAUUCGAGUCAGGGAUGCUCCAUGUGCACCUACCACGCUCGAAGACAGACCCGUCCGGGGAAGGUACGACGGUGCUGAUCGGGCCAGCGGUGCCGCCAUACUGCGCUGUGAGAGCCAUGCUCACCUACCUCACUGCAACCGCCUCUGCUCGUCCAGGCAGUGCUGUGUUCAUCCUGGCCAACGGGCAACGCCUCAACCGCAGCACUUUUACAGCCCACGUACGCACGCUGCUUAGCACCAGCGGCGUGGCAAACUGGCAGGACUAUGCAGGCCACAGCUUCCGUAUCGGGGCCGCUACCACUGCUGCCCUUGCUGGCGUCCCCGACCACCAGAUCCGCUCCGCGGGACGGUGGCGCAGUGAUGCAUGCCUACGCUACAUCCGGACCCCACCGUCAUCGGCCCGAACGCUGGCCAGCAAACUAUCCUCAGUAAGAUCAUCUCCCUGA
This is a messenger RNA of Sycon ciliatum, 804 nucleotides long. RefSeq lists its product as uncharacterized. Bases 1 to 804 code for a protein of 267 amino acids. The transcript has a single exon. Gene Ontology annotation, molecular function: DNA binding. The record is from RefSeq and is a predicted model, not a curated record. NCBI's taxonomy places the organism in Eukaryota, Metazoa, Porifera, Calcarea, Leucosolenida, Sycettidae. Gene Ontology annotation, biological process: DNA recombination; DNA integration.